Molecule: messenger RNA, 4163 nt
Organism: Rhineura floridana
Lineage: Eukaryota; Metazoa; Chordata; Lepidosauria; Squamata; Rhineuridae
Gene: CCNJL
Product: cyclin J like
Exons: 6
Coding region: 625-1818 (397 amino acids)
Biological process (GO): regulation of cyclin-dependent protein serine/threonine kinase activity; mitotic cell cycle phase transition
Cellular component (GO): cyclin-dependent protein kinase holoenzyme complex; nucleus; cytoplasm
Molecular function (GO): cyclin-dependent protein serine/threonine kinase regulator activity
Source: RefSeq, a predicted model, not a curated record
CGGUUUGACACUACAGCCUCCCUUUGAAUUUCUUCUGCCUGGGAGCCACUCAGGCGACAAUCUUGCGCUGGUCUCAGGUAGCAUUUUAAGCACCUCAUUAGCUGCGAUUCUGUUGUUCCGUGAAAGAAACGUGCGGCGGGGAUCCACGAACGAAUGUGACUCUCAGGCGCGCAGAGACCGGGCCGACUCAGUACAGGCCGAAGUAGAGAGCAGAGCAAGGGAACGGAAGGGUGUAGGUGAGGGAGGCGAGAAGAACUACGACGCCCAGAGGCCCCGCGAGGUGCGCGCGUGCGCAGUAUAACGCCGGGAGUGUAAUCUGUCCAGUGAACUGGAGCUUCCAUCGAGAAACAGGGAUCCGGGGCGUGUGGUGUGGAGAGGUGGCUAAAGGGCGGAGAGCACCUUCGCGCCCUCCACGACAUGCCGGGGGGGGGUGCAUCUAACUUCCCUCCUGUCUGUAGUCUAGUAUGUAGGGGGGAGAGAUAACUUCAGGUUUCCCCCCUCUGCUCUGAGGUGCGGUGUUUUUCAGCAAGAAGUAACUAGACACUGGAUAGGACAAAGGCUGGUGAUCACAAUCUCGAGAGCAAGCGGCAAAGGCAUUGCCUUUUUCACCGGACCAAGUUUUGGAUGGGAAGUCUAAAGAUGGAAGAGCCAUGGUGGAAAGGAGACCUUGCAGCAGAGAUCCAUCAGACUCUGAGGCUGAAGGAGCUGAAACUGCCUGUGUACAAGGCCCUUUCUCCACAAAUCGGGAUGCGGCGCUAUUUUGCUGACCUCUUGGCUAUCCUCAGCAGCCACUGCCAGCUCUGCCCCACAGCCCGGCACCUUGCUGUCUACUUGCUGGACCUCUUUAUGGACCGCUACGAUAUUGCUGUCAAACAGCUAUAUGUCAUCUCAGUUGCGUGCCUUCUCCUUGCAAGCAAAUUUGAAGAGAAGGAGGACAGAGUGCCGAAACUGGAGCAACUGAACAGAGUUACGUACAUGUGUAGCCUUAACCUGGCGCUAACAAAGAAGGACCUGCUGAAGAUGGAACUGUUGCUCUUGGAAAAUUUUAACUGGAAUCUUUGUCUGCCAACUCCAGCACAUUACAUUGAUUACUACCUCUUUGCUUCUGUUAGUGAGGGUGAUCUGCACAAUGGCUGGCCUAUCACAUCCAUGACCAAAGUCAGAGCUUUCAUGGAGAAAUAUUCUCACUAUUUCCUAGAAGUCUCACUGCAAGAUCAUGUUUUUCUUUCCUUUCGGCCUUCUCUGGUUGCUGCUGCUUGUGUGGGCGCCUCACGCAUCUCUCUGGAGAUCUCUCCCUCUUGGACCACACAGCUCCAGCUGCUGACUUGUUAUUCCCGGGAGCAUCUUUCGCCGUGUAUUGAACUCCUGCUGGUAGCUCAUGAUAAGGACAUCAAAGAAGCCAACAAGGAAAAGGAUCGGGUGACACGGCUGCAGCAGCAGCAGCAAGUUGCGGAAAGCCUAACCCUCCAUGCCCCUACUCAAGUUCUCUUUCAGCAGUCACGGUAUCAUCCCCUGGCUCAGCGUUCAACUGUUCUUUCACAGUUCCACUCUCCAAUACAGGAUCUGUGCUCAACUUACCGGGAUUCUUUACAAGCUCCUCGACUGAGCAGCCUUGCCUCGGGGAAUAGCGAUUCACUGCAUUCAUACUCUACUCUGCAGGCCAGCUUUCAGCCUGUUUUGCAAACCAUGUCCAUUCAAGGGCCUAUCACUAUGCAGGUAGCCAUUUCAACAGAGCCUAGGCACUGCCUCGCUCUGACCUAUGGCAGUAGCUAUUUUAGUGGGCAUCCUUCAUACACAACAGGCUGUUUUGAUGGAUGAGUGCGUACAAAGAAAGGGAGCGAGAGAGGACAGUACAUUUUGGAAGGAAAAACAUUGGUGGCAUGUAAACUGAGUUGCACCUGCCAUCAUUAAAAAAGGAGCUCUGUAAAGCAACAGCUUGCAAAUAGCUUGGACAAAAACAAAUCCAUAAUUAAAACCAGUUCUUGGUUUUCACUUUCAAAACAUGGGUGCCUUUCCUGCAAGAAUUAACAGAAAUGGGUUUUUUUUUAAAAAAAAUGCAAAAACAUACCUCACAAUUCAAGAUUUUGCAAAAGUGACAUUGAAAUUGGGGGGAUGAGAGACUCUCGCCCCAUUUAUUCCUAGAAAAGAUGCCAGUGAACUGGAAAUAAGUCAUUAAAAAGACUACUCAGAAAAACAAAUUUGGAGAAACCUCUGGCCAUCAAGAUAUGCUUGUAUGAUGGCUCCCCUGUGAACACUGUUUAUAGUGGCAGCUCACAACACUGGAACCUUUUGUUGACACUAACAAGGCUUGUGUUUUCUUGAUACCUCUCAAACUGUCUGUGGAUUUUUUUUUUUAUGAAGAAUGUUCCUUGCCUUGCUUUGACUGGAAGUUUCAUAGAACAAGACAUUAUACUUGAACACAAGUGCACAGAAUAGUCAACCACUUUGGCCUUAAUCUCUCUUGAAAUUUGGUGAGGCAUCAGUAGGUGAAAUACCACUUGGGUCUAAUGUUUGUAGUAUUUUUCAAAAAUGCAAUCUUAACCUUACCUCUAAAUAUUUAAGAUGCUGCUGCCUUAAAUAACUAAAAUAUCAUUUUGUUGGGAAAACAUGGUUUACAAGUUACGUCAGGGAUUAAUGUUUACUUGAAAACAAUUCAUUGUGAAAAUAUUAAUAUUGCAGGAAUUGCUGCCUUUUAAUGUAGUAUGUUUCGUCUGGCAGUCUUGAGUUAAAGCUAAAGAUGGAUAAAUGUAUGUGGAAUGAAUGUUGUUGUUUUUUAAAGGGAUUUUUUAAAAACAUUGAUGAGUAUGGGAGUCUGAGGUAAUGUUGGAAACAGGCUAGUCUUAAAAGUUGCUGUUGUUGAACCACUAACUCUAGAGUAACUCUGUUCAUUACAGCCUAUGAAGACAAUGCAAAAUAAUACUAGACUACAGUUUACUUUAAGCACCCCCUUACAGAGCAAAGACCUACUGGUAACAAUGGCCUGAUCACUUGAGAGAGAGUCAGGUUUUGCUCUUGUACAUCCAAAGGCUUCCCCCAACCCCAAAUUUCAUAUUCUAAACACAUGAUUUGGGAGUGGCACCACGCGUUGUGGGGAAAGCAACGGCUUCCCAACCCUUUGUGGGUUUUUCCAUGUAAAGCAAACCUUGCAUCAUGGUGAGGUACUUGCAGGAGAAAAAAUGGGCAGGUAACUGCUGCUUAAUCCCACCCACUCAUUCCCCCUGCAAAUGCUUCUCCCAGGCCAUUUACACAUCCUCCCCAUUUUAUAGCAGAUACCGAAAUCAAAGGUGAGCCUGACUGAUGGGAAAACAACUGAAGGGAGGGCAUUUGCAAGGAAGAUUCACUUGAUUUGUACAAGUAUCCCACUCAGCCACUUAUUUUUUUUCUGUAACUGCCUUUUUCCACCCUCCACAUUGCAUUACCUCUACAAAUGCAGGUUUGGGAGCAUGGGUUUACCGACAAUUUUGCCUUGUCCCAUUGAUUCGUUUGCAGCUUAGUUCCACAUAUGUGUACUUUAGGAUCAUGAUCUAUACAGUUUUCAUGCGCUUACGCUUCACACAGGACUUCUGUGGGUCCAGUUACAAGAUGUUUUUGACAACUCCUGCUAGAGUGUGAAAUGCUCCUUUGAUAUUCAUCUGUUAUCCUGUCAGUCACUGAAAGCCAGUAUUGUUUGUGGAAAAGGUUCUCAGGAUUGCAAUACAAACUAUGUGCAAUAUAUUGGUUUUAUUCUGUCUAGUGUCCAGUGAGUGUCAUUCUGCUUUUAAGUUAUUAUUUUUUUUAGGAAAAAAUAGUUUGUGGGAGGGUUGUGUUGGAUUUUAGAGUGAGGAAAACCUUUCCCUUGUCAGAGGAAGUCUGUCAAUUGAAGACUGAUGUCUCUAAAGUGAACUGUAGUCUGGGCAUGUCACUUUAAGGUAACAAUAUAUGUAGCAAAACAAAAGUAGGAACUGUUUUGUUCACAGUAGUAUCUUUUUUUCUUUUUGUAUUUAUAUGCAACUUAAUAGCUAUGAUAUUUUGUGUGUUGUAAGCUAACAUUAACCACUUAAUUGUGUAAAAUACUACUGAGGAAGCUCUGGUUGUAGAAUCCAAAAUGUUCAUUUUAUUAUCCCUACAGAGAAGCUUUUUCCCCAAGUUGGCAUUUAUAUCUUAGCGGAAGGUUAUUCAAUAAA